AUGCCCCAUUCAAAUAACGCUACCGCAUCACUCUCCCUUUCACAACAAUUAGCAUCACCUAUAUCGAUACUCCCAAUUCGAGAUCACACUGAACCUUCACCACAAUUACCACCACCAUUAUCAUCUUCAUCCUUGCAGAAACUAACCUUGAAUAAUGGCGAAGAGUUUGGAUCAAUAAGAAGAGAACUAGCAACUGAUGCCAAAACCCCUGCAGAAUACACUUUACAUAUUGUGUUCACCCAAUUUGUUCGUCAUGCCGAAAGGAAAUUGAAUUUGUGUCUUGAAUAUCCUAUAAUGGAAGAACCGCCAAUACUAGACUUGAUAGCAGAAGGAGUAGACCCACAGUUUGACAAGAUUGUUGCCUCGUUAGGAUACAUUGCUCGACGCAAACCUAAACCCGUCAUUGAUAGUGUUAUGUUUUGGAGAAAGAGUAAGAAUGAGGUGGCUACCAUGGCAGCUAAUGAAGUUGAACGAACCUUGGCUAUUGCCAAAGCUAAUUUAAUCAAAGUGAAAUCAGCAACUAGCAGUAGUGUGGUAAGUCCAGAAAAUCCAGGAAUUGUCAAGAAUGGAAAUAAUGCUGGGCGGUCCAAAAGAAGCUUAUCACUCAUGAGAACCAAAAGCCUUUCUAAGUUAAGUCACCGUCGAAACCAAUCGGCAUCUCUGGCUCCUCCGAAACAACCACAGUUACCCACUGAAGCAGAUAAUGAAUUCAUGAAACAGAAAUAUUUCUAUGAUGAACAAAUCAAUCAAGCUAGAGAAACGGCUAUUCAAGCCGAUAGGAAAUCACUUGCUUCCAUCUAUAUCCUUUGUCGAGUGCUCAUAGAAGUGGUAAAACAAACCUCAUUUGAAGUCAUGGGCGAAGACCUCGGCGAUAAACUUGAAGAGAUAGUGUAUACCCAAUUGAAAACUACCGAUCCAAUAACCACAAGUCAAUCAUUUGUGCGAGCAGCUAAUUGGAAUUUGUUUGCCGAAUUAUUAGGAUUCAUGUCUGAACGUAGAUUCUUAAGUGUCAGUGAUCGCUUCAUUGCCGAUUUGGAAAAGAUCCCCAAACUGAUUAAACACGAAGAUGAGCCUAAAUUGCAUUUAUUAAUUAAUGGUAUGAGAUACUUGAAAUUGACGAAUUACCCCUUGGAAGUAUUUGAAGAGUCGGCCGAGUUUGUCAAAUCAUUGGCCAAGUUCUUUGAUCAAUCAACCAACGAAACCAUCUUGUAUGCGUAUUGUGAAGUAUUGAGUAAAUUAUUGUUACCAUUGGCAAAUAUCCUUACUGCAGAGGCAAACCAUCCAACAUGGGUCGAAGGAAUAGAGCGAAUUUAUGCCAAAGCUUAUAGGAUUUGGAGGCAUGUAACUAGAGGAAAUACAGGAACUGCUACUUCCACUACACCAACAUCCUCCUCGUCCUCCUCCUCUUCUUCAAUAUCAUGGCCAACUUUGCAAUCAACUACCAUUGAAAUAACAAAUAAUGGCUGGGCGUACUCAUUAUAUCUUGUUACAUCAGCACUUUCGGUCUCCCGCAAGGAAUUAUUCUCAGAUGUAUGGUAUCGAGUAAUUGAAGAUAAUAAUUUUAAACUCAAGCCUAAGGUAGAAGUUGAAGAUAAAACGACUUAUAUCAUUUGUAUAUCACGAUUAUUGUGGGUUUAUAUUAACAGAUUACCAGAUUCUUUAAACAACACUAUAAAGCGUCUAGAUGGAUUUUUUGAAAUGUUGCUAUUCAACAGUGUAGCCACAUCCAAGAAGAAUCAAUGGAUAACCAAUGACAAGUUCUUGAUUAGCUCACUUGUGGAAUUGGUUAGAAUUGUGGGAUAUACCCAUUUAAAUUACACGUUGGAUAAUGUAUUGAUCCGUCUUUUGAAGCUUAGUUUUAAUGGAACUACUUUGGAUAAUCUAAUGCCUGAGAAGGUGGUAUUAGUAAUCAAGAGUUAUUUGGCAAUUUUGAGAAAUUAUGAACUAGGUGAAAAACCAGCUUUCCCAACUGAUGAAAUAUUCAAUAGUGGAUUUAAUGACGAUGAUAGCAACAAUAAGAAUAACAACGAUAACAAUAACAAUGAGGAUGAAAUGAAUAGAUUAAAUGAAUUUACAUUUAUUGCCAAGAAUAGCACCAAUCUGGCAUCUCAUGAAGAGAUUUGCCGUAAUUUGGGUAACUUGUUGAAAUUAUUGGAUAAUCAAUUUGGAGCAGAUGUAUGGGGAACAGGAACUACCAAUCUUAACAGUAUUAGUUCAACUUCAAGUGAACUGGCUCCACCCCUUCUUUCAGCCAAGUCGCAAUCAUCAUUUAGUUUCCAUUUCAAUUUAGACUCAACUACUCAAGCAAACACCAAAGCACUCAAUAUAGAAUUAUUUGCAUCUGUUAUUGAAGCUAUUCCAUGGACCAUGACUGAUUCUAAUACAUGUGGCAUACCAUUCAAACAUAUUGUUGAUAUUUUGACUAGAAGUGCCGUGCAUUCCAAUCAUAAAGUUCUGAGAGCAGCAAUUGUGGCAUUGAAGAAAUUGGCAUCAAGAAGAAACCCAACCAGAAGAUUAUUGACUAUUUAUGCUCAACAUGCAUUCCAAUUUAGUGAAAAGAUUGGCGGUGGUGUACCUUAUGAUCCAGCAUAUUUGAAUUCAAAUGAAUACAUAAGAUUGUUGAAAUUGUAUGUUGAAUUGUUGGCAUGUUGGUUGAAACUGUUUCAAAUCAGUCAACGAGAAAACAAUAAGCUCCACAAAAACCCACUUGCUCAAGAUGACGAAUUAAUGAAUAAAGACGUGUUGAAUGAUUUAUACCAGAUCAACCACAAAACUGAGGAAUUACCAAUUGCACCUAAACCACUGCUGGUUAGUGACGAGUUGGAAUGGCAGACUAUUAUUGCCUUGAUUGAAGAAGUUGAGGGACAUGGAUUGUUUUUCCUUUGUUCCCAAGAGCCCAAGAUUAGGUAUUAUGCCAUCUCUAUUUUGAAAUUGAUGGAACUGUUUGACCAGGCGAUCUAUACCAUUAUGGAUGAACCAGCUGCCAAUGUUGUAGCAGCAGCAGCCUCAUCAUCAUCAUUAUUAAUAGGGGCCAAGAAGUUACAUUCAAGAAGUUCAUCCAAGUUUGCUGCUGAUGUUGGCACAAGAUUGAUACAUGUUUUGGAAAAUGCUGAUUUCUUAGAAUUGAUUAAGCCAUAUAGAAAAGAAUUGAGUUUACCCGAACGUACCCGUUUAACCAAGAUCAAAAACAAGAAAAAUAUAUUAAUUAGAUUGGCUGAAUCUGACUAUGGUAUUGACUCGACUAUAUGGUUUAGAUUGUACCCAAAACUUCUAGAUAUAUUUUUUGAGAAAUGUCCCAUGCCCGUGGCUGUUUGUCGUAAUAUUGUCUGUGUCAGUUUAGUACAGAUGCAUGAACUGAUUUUGGAAUAUUCAGAAAGUUAUCGUGGUUAUACAAGUUCAUUAUUUGGAAAGCCGAGCCCCAACAGCAUCCUGCCUGAAUUGUUGGUCUACCAAUGGAAAUUAUAUUUGAUAUUUGCAUGUUGUUCAUUAACUUCGACCAAUGAUCAAAAAAUCUCAUUUCCAAGCCAACCAACCCAUGGUCGUAAGAAAUCGUUGCAGAUAUAUAUCCAACAUCAAAAGAUCACCAGCGCCAAAUCGGUAUUCAGAAUGGUGCUUCCACUACUUAAAUCACCACAGUCCAUGGUUCGUGAUGCCGUAAUUUCGGGGUUAAGCCAUAUCAAUAUCAAUAUUUUUGAUACAUUCCUUGAAAAUAUUCCUCAGAAUGAUUGGAAUCCAGAUCCAAAGAAGCGUGAUGUAGGACAAGACAGGUUAAACAUUGAAGUUAUUCACAUAUUGAUGAAUUUGACGGAGAGAUUUGCUAACAGUACAUUGAUUUACCAUAAUAAAUUGAUCAUGACUAAAUUGGUUUCCAUAGUUAAGAAUGUUAAGAAUUUCCUAAGUGCAGGUUCCAUCCAGACCGAUUUUGAAUUCCAGAGACUAAGAAGGUAUUUUUGCGGGUUUUUAGAGAAUGUAUACACGGGGUGUUUGCUGGUUUCUGAUGUCAACAAAUGGCUUCCAUUUGAAGCAAGAAUCGGGUGUUUCAACUAUUUGAAAGAAUGGAGCGGGUAUGGCCAAUCAAGCGGGAUCACUGAAGAUAGAUAUAACCUCAUACUUAGCAAUAUUAACCAACAAAUGUCAAAAGAUAAAGCGUCAGCAGUGGCAAUUUUGGAACUUGAACGGAAACGACUUCAGACUGCUGCAUUGAGUUGUAUGGCGGUCUUGUGCUCGGGUGAGAUUAAACAAAAAAUUGAAGUUCCUGGGAAUUUGGCCGUGGUUACAUUUGAUAUUCCAGGAAUUAUGAAUUGGAUUCGUGCAUUGUUUGAUUCAGAUGGGGAUCGCAUCAAUGAGAUUGGUAAGACUGCUUUGAACAAUAUAUUGGAAAGGAAUUUCGAUAAUACUGAGGUGUAUGAUGAAGUUAUCAAACAAUGUUUCCUGAGCGAGGAUAAUGCUAGGAUAACCAAGAGUUAUUUCUGUAUUUUUGUUGAUGUAUUUAUUAAGAAACAUGUGGUUAGCCUGGGUGAAGAUCAGAUUCCUUAUGAUUUGGUUUGUCUUGCUGCAUUUUUGGUUGGGCAUGAAAGUAUUGAAGUACGGAGAUCGGCAAUGAUGCUAUUGAAAUUUGUCGAACAAACCCACUUUAAAUCAAACACCUUAGAUAAGUUUACCGAAGCAGUUAGUAGCAAGACUCAAGUGGUUUAUAAACGAGCCUUAUUUGAUAUAAGUACCCAUUUAAAGUUAUUGAACCCAGAAACCAUAUUCCAGAGAACCAGUUAUAUGACCAAAUAUUUUAAUCUGGUGGGAAGUGCAUCAAGAAGAGAUAUAUUGUCAUGUUUGUUACCAUGGGUUCAAGAUAUUGUGUUGAAAUACGAGGAAACAAAUGAAGGAGAUGAUUUAAACAACAAUUCAGCUCCAUCGAAAUUGGAUGAUGCCAGUAUAAUGGUUUUGAAUAAUCUAUUUGAAAUUACUGUCAAGUUUAGUUCUAAAAUUUCCAACGAAGUUGAAGCAUUGUGGGUGUCAUUAGGGAACAAUGCUUUAAACUUUGAUAAGAUUAUUGAGUUUGUAAUGUCAAAUUGUUUACAGAGGAAAAAUCCAUUGUUUGUUCAGUAUUCUCGCCAGAUUAUAGAUUACUUGACCUAUUCCCGAGCUGACCCAUUGUAUGUUAUUGAAAAAUUUAUCAACAAUUUACAACCCAAGAUGAUGGUUCCUCCACAAUCACAAACAACAAUGGAAGAUCCUAUAAGAUUAAGAGGAGAUAAUUCAUUCCCAUAUGUUGCCGAUUUAAGUAAGGUAGUUCCUCGGAAUGAAAAGGAUGCCGUGUUCUCAUUAGGUCAAUUGUCACUUAUAUUUUUGGUUGAUUUGUUCACGGUUAAGAAUGACAUUAUGAUUGAGAAAUUACCAUUGUUACUUCAUAUCGGGUUUUCAUUAUUGGAUCAUUACUUGGUAGUUGUUCAAGAACUGGCAAAAUCGCUUUUGGUGCAUUUGAUCCAUGCUCUUGCAUUUGAUGCUCCAGGUGCCACUCAAUGCAUUGAAACAUUAAGACAGAAGGACCAUAUUAAACAUCUUUGGGUCUAUGACGAUUUAAAUAAUGACAAGAAAGGAGCACGUACCCCUAAGAAUAUGGAUAUAUUAGUUAGGAACGUAUUGCAAGUAUUUGUACAAGUAGCUCCAAAUAUUCAAGAUGAUUGGAGUAGAGUAUCGUUGAAAUGGGCCACCACUUGUGCAGUAAGACACAUUGCCUGCAGGUCUUUCCAAUUAUUCAGAUCGUUGUUGUCAUUUUUGGAUCAAGGAAUGUUGAAGGAUAUGUUGCAUAGAUUGUCCAACACAAUCUCAGAUGAAAUUGUUGAUAUCCAGGGAUUUGCUAUGCAGAUUCUCAUGACAUUGAAUGCAAUCACUGCCGAGUUGGAUUCUGAGAAGUUGAUUGAUUUCCCACAGUUAUUUUGGUCAAGUGUUGCCUGUUUGAGUACGAUUCACGAACAAGAAUUUAUUGAAGUGUUGUCUACGAUGAGCAAGUUUGUAUCCAAGAUUGAUUUAGAUGCUCCUGACACCGUAUCAUGUUUGAUAUCGACGUUCCCACCAAAAUGGGAAGGAAAGUUUGAAGGUUUACAACAGAUUGUGAUGGUUGGAUUACGUUCGUCAACUUCAUGGGAACCAAGUUUGAAGUUUCUUGACAAGUUAAUUACAUUAAAAGACAGUGAAAUUAUUGGCAAAGGCGAUUCCCGAAUUCUAAUGUCAGUAUUGGCAAACUUCCCCAGGUUCUUGCACGCAUUAGACCAGAAACUGAUCCCACUGGAAGUUGAAAACACAGCAAUUGCUAUUAGUAAAUUGGCUGAUCAAGCAGGCAAGGUGUCUCUUUCUAAGAUAUUGGUUAGUUUACUGAAGAAUAGAUUCCUAUCAAAGAAGGAUUUCUUGGUACAGACAGUUUCUACAAUUAAAAACUCGUUUUUCCCCGAGUAUGAGGCCCAAGCUUUAGUUAUGUUGUUGGGAAUGUUAUCAAAUAAGAUUGCGUGGGUUAAAUUAGAGACCAUGAGUAUAUUGAAGCAUGUUUUUCCGUUGGUUGAUUUGCAACGUGAUGAAUUUGUUGGUGUUGGUGCUGAUUUGAUUUCACCAUUGUUGAGGUUAUUGUUGACCGAUUUUGCAGAACCAGCAUUGGAAGUAUUAGAUGAAGCGGUGAUUAUUCUGGGAUCCCAAUUAGAUCGUGAUGUAUUAAGAAUGAGUUUGGGUAACACCUCAAUGAAGAAAGAAUAUGAAAAUACAGCUACACUAUUCGGUAUACCUGAUGAUAGUGGUUGGUCAAUUCCCAUGCCAGCGGUCACUGCAGCUAGUACAAGAAACAAUGUCCAUGCAGUGUUUUCAACAUGCGGCGGUCUGGGCACCACAGUUGUUGACGACGAAGAUGAAGAAACAUUGGCCAAAAGCGAAGAAACAAUUCAGUUUCAUAUGGAAGAUUACUAUUCACAUAUGACACAAAAUGUUGCUGGAGGUGGUGUUGAUUUUGGAGAUGCAGUAUCUGUUUCGGUCGCAGAUGAGCCCGAGGCAUCAUUAAGUAAUGUCUGGGCUGCAUUGGAUGAUUUUGAUUCAUUUUUUACAAAGGACAAUCAAGAACCAAAUGGCCACCAUCAUCAUGUUCCUGCUCAUACUAUGUUAGCACAUACACAUGCCCAAACCGCAAGCCAUCAUUUACACUCUGCGUCGGUUGAUACCAAUUCCAGUGACUUUCUGUUACCAAUGGACUCUCCACCCAACGUUUAUGAUAAGAAGGUAUCAUUAAUUCUUAACCGAAGCCUUGCGAGAACACAAUCUACCACAUCUUUCAAAACAACUUUGGCUGAUUCAAUUGGAUCCAACGUCGCCAAUACCCCACAAUCGAUUAUAGGAAAGAGAUCAUACAUUCCGUUCAGAAGUAAUCGUAACACACCAAAGACCUUUACUACUCCAGUGAUAGGCAUUCCUCCGAACUUCCCACAGACCCCACUGGAUUUCCAAACACCAACUAUCCUGUCUAACCAAGCCAUAUUUACAGGAUUAAGCGCCGCUAAUGCCAACAGCGAAGCUAACAUGAACAUGAACAUGAACAUGAACAUGAACACGAACACGAACACCAGCGCGACUACUAUGGAGAAUGGCAUGUUUGAAGGAUUGCUUGGUGGAAAGAAACGAUCACGGAGAGCAAUCAGCAAGGAAAACUCAAAUACGUCGAUAAAUAAUAACCCAAUUGCUGCACCAGCAAGCUCACCCGAGAUGAAACGGAAUUAUAAGAAUGCAACUGGGACAGUACCUAGAAGUAGUCCUACAAAUGGAGGUGAUACACCCAAGGAUAGACGUAGAGUAUCACAGAAGUUUAGAUAG
This is a messenger RNA of Spathaspora passalidarum NRRL Y-27907, 7842 nucleotides long. RefSeq names its product Cas4p (gene CAS4). The coding region runs from base 1 to 7842 and encodes 2613 amino acids. Lineage: Eukaryota; Fungi; Ascomycota; Pichiomycetes; Serinales; Debaryomycetaceae. The record is from RefSeq and is a predicted model, not a curated record. Gene Ontology annotation, cellular component: cell cortex; site of polarized growth. Gene Ontology annotation, biological process: cell morphogenesis. The transcript has a single exon.